This is a messenger RNA of Diachasmimorpha longicaudata, 2103 nucleotides long. It is a transcript of the gene AP-1mu, whose product is annotated as AP-1 complex subunit mu-1. Gene Ontology annotation, molecular function: clathrin-cargo adaptor activity. Gene Ontology annotation, cellular component: clathrin-coated vesicle; clathrin adaptor complex. NCBI's taxonomy places the organism in Eukaryota, Metazoa, Arthropoda, Insecta, Hymenoptera, Braconidae. The coding region runs from base 163 to 1431 and encodes 422 amino acids. Gene Ontology annotation, biological process: intracellular protein transport; vesicle-mediated transport. The transcript has 2 exons. The record is from RefSeq and is a predicted model, not a curated record.
GUGCGCAUGCGCACAAACCCUGACGCUGCACAUUCGAUGCGUAGCCGCCUUCGCGUCAGUCCAGUCUGGCUGUUUCGUGGAGAUUUACGUUAACUGAGAGUGAAAUACGGAAAAAACCGAGAGAUAAGGAAGAAUUUCCAGUGGAUAUCUUCCUCGUUAAAGAUGUCGACCUCAGCGGUGUACAUUCUGGACGUCAAGGGAAAAGUCCUGAUAUCCAGAAACUACCGAGGUGACAUCGAAACUGGUGUAAUAGAGAAGUUCAUGCCCCUCGUGAUGGAACGCGAGGAGGAGGGCAACUUGACACCAAUAAUACAAAUACCAGAGUGCACUUACGCAUACAUAAAAUAUAACAAUCUUUACAUUGUGUCAACAACGAAGAAGAAUGCCAAUAUAUCUCUGGUAUUUGUAUUUCUCCACAAAGUUGUUCAGGUAAUGCAGGAGUACUUCAAGGAGCUUGAGGAAGAGAGUAUACGGGAUAAUUUUGUCGUUAUUUAUGAACUCUUGGACGAAUUGCUGGACUUUGGUUAUCCCCAGACAACAGACAGUAAAAUUCUGCAGGAGUACAUAACCCAAGAGGGUCACAAGCUAGAAAUACAGCCGAGAAUACCGAUGGCAGUGACAAAUGCCGUGUCCUGGAGGUCUGAGGGCAUAAAAUAUCGAAAGAACGAAGUUUUUCUCGAUGUCAUAGAGUCAGUUAAUCUGCUCGCGAAUGCCAAUGGUAACGUUCUCUCCUCGGAAAUUGUUGGGGCCAUCAAAAUGCGGGUCUAUCUCUCAGGGAUGCCUGAGCUGCGAUUGGGCCUGAAUGACAAGGUGUUGUUCGAGUCAACUGGCCGGGGUAAAUCGAAAUCCGUUGAACUUGAGGACGUAAAAUUUCAUCAGUGUGUCAGACUAUCGAGAUUCGAGAAUGAUCGUACGAUAUCUUUCAUACCACCUGAUGGUGAAUUUGAAUUAAUGUCGUAUCGAUUGAAUACACAUGUCAAGCCCCUCAUAUGGAUUGAAUCUGUCAUUGAACGUCAUGCACACAGUCGUGUUGAGUACAUGAUCAAAGCUAGAUCGCAGUUCAAGAGACGAUCAACAGCUAAUAACGUUGAAAUUGUUAUUCCUGUACCGAAUGACGCUGAUUCACCAAAGUUUAAGACAACUAUUGGCAGUGUUAGGUAUUCCCCCGAGCAGAGUGCCAUCACUUGGUCUAUUAAAUCAUUUCCAGGGGGCAAAGAGUAUCUCAUGAGAGCUCACUUUGGUUUACCUUCGGUUGUUGGGGAGGAUGUGGAGGGAAAACCGCCUAUUCAAGUCAAAUUUGAGAUACCCUAUUUUACAACUUCGGGAAUUCAAGUCAGGUAUUUGAAGAUUAUUGAGAAGAGCGGGUAUCAGGCCCUGCCAUGGGUGAGAUACAUCACCCAAAAUGGGGACUAUCAGUUGAGGACUAAUUAGUUGAAAUUAUGGAGAAUUUUGUUUUCGAGUGCCAGGGGAGAAUUGAAAUUUGUAAUUUAAUGCUGAUGUAUUUUACUGGUUCGUGGUAUUAAAUUUUGUUUUAGAAUUAUGUAUGAAGUUUGUUUUAUCAUUGAAAAUGUCAAUUUAUCGAGGAAAAUAUGAGGAUUGCAUGUCAUCGAAUUGUGCUAUUGAUGAAAUAAUUUCAUGAAUGAAAGAUACAUGUGAUGGGAAUAAAAUGUCUUCAGGAAAAUCAAUGUACAAGAUUUUUAUAACAUUCCUUCGGAAGUUCAUAAAUUGAUUAAAAUUUAUCAUCGACUGAGAUUGCCAGGAGGAAUUAUUUAGUCCACUGUUGCUGAGUGGUGGUUUUUUCAAUUAAAUUUUAACCCAAGUUUUACGUUGUUAAUAAUUUUACCCAUUUCACGAAGCACCACUUUGCAACAGCGCGGACGCUCUUCUGUAGUGAUACUAAUUUGAUUAUUGAUAACUAGACCAACGCCUGAGUACUUAAAACGCAAUUGCAGUUGGAUGAUGAGUCGGAUGGGCUAACGCGCGUAUAAUUAUGUAGCUCGAUUCAUUUGGUAGGUUGGAAUAGCAAUUGAAGAAAUGUAACCACUAUGUAAAUUACUACAGGAAUAUACUGAUUCAUUUUUGAAUAAACCAAUUGAGGUGAAA